AGCUAUUGGGCCCUUGCCCAAACUCAUAAAUCUGGGCUCAGUUCUAAAACUCGAUUUAGGGUUUAUCUCUAUCCUAUAAAUACGAACAUCGCAAAAUUAUUAGGGCUCCAACGAGCCGAUCCUUUCAGAGCAACACAAAAUGCCGAAGCAGAUUCACGAGAUCAAGGAUUUCCUCCUAACUGCAAGAAGGAAGGAUGCUCGUUCAGUGAAGAUUAAGAAGAACAAGGAUGUUGUCAAGUUCAAGGUUCGGUGCUCAAGUUACUUGUACACACUCUGUGUGUUUGAUGCUGAGAAGGCCGAGAAGUUGAAGCAGUCUCUUCCCCCAGGUUUGAGUGUCCAAGACCUUUAAGUAAGAAGAUUCAACUACAUUCCCUUUGCAUUAGUUAUCACCUUAGCUUGUAAUGGAAUUGAUUUUGUAUUUCUCUAGUAUAAGUUUUGAACAAAGUUUUUUAAGCAUUUGGAAAUGUAGACUCCUCUUAUACUAUCUUUUCGUUAAUUGCUCUUCUUGGAUUUUGCA
Messenger RNA from Daucus carota subsp. sativus, 517 nucleotides. RefSeq names its product large ribosomal subunit protein eL38z/eL38y. The record is from RefSeq and is a predicted model, not a curated record. NCBI's taxonomy places the organism in Eukaryota, Viridiplantae, Streptophyta, Magnoliopsida, Apiales, Apiaceae. Bases 140 to 349 code for a protein of 69 amino acids. The transcript has 3 exons. Gene Ontology annotation, biological process: translation; protein-RNA complex assembly. Gene Ontology annotation, cellular component: ribosome; cytosolic large ribosomal subunit. Gene Ontology annotation, molecular function: structural constituent of ribosome.